UCCUUUGUGGACUAGCAGCAGUCUGUCGGUGCUCGGAGAGCGCCGCCUGCCUUCCCAGAACAGAGCAGCGGACAGGGCUCUGACGGUGACCGAACCAAGCGUACUCGGUGUGAGAGCGGAGCUGCGAAUGACCAGGACGCGUUCAGUUAGUUCGGAUCUGCUGCGUGAGAACUGGAUAGGUUCUGGUGACGAGGAGCAGAACUCGAGUACCGAGCCAGGAGGACAGUCGGUGGCUUUUAGCGUGUUGCUGUUUGAAGAAAAGUUGUUUCUGUCCACCGGACACAGGCUGAGGACAUUUACUGUUGGAGGGAGCACUGUACGGACUGCUAGUAAAGAACAUUUUGACUCGGGCCAAAUUGAAAGAAUUGCAGAGCUGACUGAGGCCCUGGAAUGAGAGCUCCCUGCCAUCCUGUCUCCCCCAGACCUCCAGGAGGAGCACGCUGGGCGACACACUGAGUGUGCUGUUCGUCUGAUGCGGUCAGGCUGCCAUGGCUCUGGUCCAGGCACUUCCUGUGAGUGACCACCCCAAUCCAGGUCUUGACCUUCACCAGUGCCGGCCAUUGUCACCCCACUCCUCCUCGGACUUCUGCUCCGGUCCUUGUGGGGCCUGCAACUCCGACAUAGCCAUGGGUUCAGUCAGCAGUCUCAUAUCAGGCAGGACAUAUCAAGAGAGGCACUGCAGGGCUGGCAGCGAAUUCACCAACAAACCACGUCGCUCCACGCCGGCCACCAGCUGUUUCCGGCUGCAGGACAAAACCCUCCGCAGCGGGAGCUCCCUGGAGCAGCUGCUGGUCAACAGCAACCAUACACAGCCUCAGGCCCAGGUUCUCCCUCCGCCACUGCCCACCAAAAAGCAGCCGCGACCUGGAAACUCUGCCGGCGCAGGUGGGGGUGGAAUGGCUGCUGGAGCAGCCGGAGGUGGAAUCAAUGCAAACUUUGGAUAUGUAAGCGAAGAAGUGGUUGUUGGAGACUGGAACGACAACCUGGUGCUGACCGUCGCCAGUCCCUGCAGCGACCUGGAGGACCAAAAGGACAAUGGGACUGUGAACGGCAACAUCGGUGGGCCUCCUCCCAAACUCAUCCCAGUGUCUGGACAGCUAGAGAAGAACAUGGAGAAAGUCUUGAUUCGUCCCACGGCUUUCAAACCUGUCGUCCCCAAGAACCGUCACUCGGUGCAGUACCUGUCUCCACGGCCAGGAGGCAGCAGUCUGUCCGAGAGCCAGGCCAGCCUAAACCUCCUGUUGCCCCUCGCCGCCCCCAACAGCACGAGCAGCACAAACAGCAACAUUGGCAGCUCCAGCUCCAGCUCUGAGGGGAAAACCAAUUCGUGCGGAGGCCGUAACGCUCGCAGCAUCCAGUCCUGCUCCAUGUCCGACUCAGGGAGAAACUCCCUCUCCAGCCUCCCCACCCACAGCAGCACAGGCUACAGUUUGGCCCCCAGCGAAGGAUCCAGCUCGGGGUCUGGUUCCGGGGGCUCGGUGGAGCCGGUGUCGGCUCUGGUUCGCAACACUUCAGGAGGAAGUGGCGGCCACGGUCACAGCAAUUCGGACAGCGGACGCUCCUCCUUCAGCAAAAGCACAGGCUCGGGGUCGCUGAGCGGGCGCGGGCAGCCCCUCUCUGACAGCGGGUCCUGUGGGCACUCGCCACCGCCUGUGGAGGGAUACGAAGUGGUGGUGAAGGAGCUGGAAGAGAAGCUGAGGGAGCGAGACCUGGAGCUCCAACAGCUCCGGGAAAACCUGGAUGAGAACGAGGCAGCCAUCUGCCAGGUGUAUGAAGAGAAGCAGCGACGGUGUGAAAGAGAGAUGGAGGAGUUGAGACAGAGCUGUGCAGUCAAGAUGAAACAGACAUCUCAGAAAGCUCAGAGAGCACAGCAGGUGCUGCAGUUACAGGUAUUCCAGCUACAGCAGGAGAAAAAGAAGCUGCAGGAGGAUUUCUCAUCCCUGCUGCAGGACAGAGAAACACUAGAGAGAAAAUGUGCCACCAUCCAGAGGGAGCAGACGCAGCUGGGGCCCCGUCUGGAGGAGACGAAGUGGGAGGUUUGUCAGAAGUCAGGAGAGAUCUCGCUCCUGAAGCAGCAGCUGAAAGAAAUCCAGUCUGAGCUCAGCCAGAAAGCAGGUGACAUUGUCGUGCUCAAGGCCCAGCUCAGGGAAGCUCGCUCCGAACUGCAAUCGAGCCAGGGCCGAACCCAGGAGGCCCAGACCGCCCUGCGGACGAGAUCUCUGGAGCUGGAGGUCUGCGAGAACGAACUCCAAAGACGCAAGAGUGAAGCCGAGCUGCUGCGGGAGAAGGUCAGCCGUCUGGAGGAUGAGUCGGGCCGGAUCCACGACACACUGUCCAAUCACAGCGUAAACGCGCCCAAGAAGGGGCUCGGCAUGAGCCUGUCGUUUCAACAGGGAAGAGUUGUGAUAGGAAGGGCAGGUCCCAGUCCCUGCAUGUACCGUGAUGGAGAGGACGGUUACCUGGUGUGGGGCGGAGAGAGCGACGAAGCCAAGGCUCAGAGGCAGAAUGUAGAAACGCUAAUGGGACUCAGACAGCAGGUGGAUCGACUGAAAGCCGAGCUCAUGUAUGAGAGAAGAACUGGCGAGGAGCAGCGGUCACGCUUUGAGGAAGAGAGGAGGGUCUGGCACGAGGAGAAAGAAAAAGUAAUCCGCUACCAAAAGCAGCUGCAGCAGAACUACAUCCAGAUGUAUCGUCGCAACCGUGAUCUAGAGCGAGUGAUGAGGGAGCUGAGUCUGGAGCUGGAGAACAGGGACAUGGAGGACUACGAGGUCCGCAGCGGCAGCAACGACAUCCACUUUGAGGAAAUCACUGCCACUGAGAUCUAGACACACACCUACGCACGUAAUCCAGUAAAAUGUGCACACACAACAUGGAGAAAACUUACUAAAGUUCCUGAAGAUGCAAACCAAACACUGAACUGUGGACCAAAUGCUGUACUAGCUUCGAUGUGGUGUUACAUGGAGCGCAGACCGAGCUCUGAACACUGUUAAAAAGGGAACAUCUCCCAAAGGUGCAUUUGUUAGUCCGUGUUAACACAGAUGCGCCCCACUAAUUCAUCUCCUGGCAUCUCCUCUAUAAAGCCAGCACAAAGACUGCAUUGUUUCUGAGACCAAAAGCAUUGAGGAGCUUGUCAUUCUCAGAAUAUCUUCAAAUCAGGGUAUUUAAAUUAAACAGGAACCUAAAGCAAAAAAUAUAUAUAUAUUAAAUAUUCCCUACUGAAAAAUCUCAUCAUCAUGCACUUAAGCUUCUUGGCUGCUUGCAAUAUAAAACACCUGGCCACCAGCAUGUACAGGAUAUUCAGGCGUCAACACAGCAGCUCAGUUAGCAGUGACCAAUCUAAACUGCGGCGCCGCAAAAAAAGAAAAUAAAGAGGACAAACAACUUCCAUCAUUCACAGUUUAGAUUCCUCCUUUACCACCAACCUGUAAAUAAGUUAGAAGACAUGUUGUUGUAAUUUAGGCAUUUUGGCUGCAGUUUGUGUUAUUACAGCACAUGUGUGGUGACCUGUGUUUUUAGAGAGAAAGGACAUAAUAACUCAUCUCUGCUUAGCUCACUGAGAGAAACAAUGGCAUGAUUUUACCCAAGAUUUCCAGAAGAAACUCAGAAAUGUGAUACCAACUAGGAUCAACUUUGAUGUUUGAGCUCAUAGUUUAUUUACUCGUGGACAUCUCAUUCUGUUUCUUCCCACCAAGACUCCAGGUUCCAAUAAAAGCUAGUUUUAAACUUUGAACUCAUGUUUUUUAGUCAUACUGUGCCUCAUAAAACUGGUUCAGACGAUGAAGCGAGCCUGUAUUUAGCUUGGGGGAAGAGGUGAAGAAUGGCAGAUAUCAGCGGGGUUUAUAAAGAUUUCUCUUUUUUCUUUGUUUUUCUCCCAGUUCCAACUUUCUGCUUCAUUGUUAGCUAUUUUUAUCUAUCUCAGCUAUUAGCACCAGGGUGAAACCAAGUCCAAACCAGUAUCGAAAGUGCAGGAUUACAAGCUUGUGCGGCAACGAAGAUUUAUUACAUGCCUGUAGUUUCUGUUUUGGAUUUUUUUCUCCCCUCUGCGUCUCCCACAGUGCAGGUCAAGAGUUUACACACACUCAUUAUCGCUAUGAAUGUCACGCUAAUUUAAUUCUUUUAAUGAUUAUUCAUUUAAACCAUUCUCUUUUUCAAGAUUAAAUAGUUUAAACAAAAACAAUGCCUUAGAAAAAAAAAAUAUAAUAAUUGGUUCUGCAAAUUGGAAUUAAAUUAGUGUUUUCUUUAAUCUGCACAGGUUCAAAGUUAUGCAUAAACAUUCAAAUAUGUAUAUACUUCCCUACUAAUAUGUAGAUAAAGGUCCAUUAACAAGCUCCACUUCACCCCAAUGUUUUUUCAUAACAAGCUUCUGGCAUAAUUCUGGUUAGAGAUAUGAUCACUGUCAAUAUAAUUAGCAGAGUUUAUUUAAUUUGGAUUGUGUCCUCACAUAUCAGCUUUUAAAGCCUAGUACACACACUUUCAAUAGAGUUGUGGUCUGGGCUUUAUUCUUUCUCUACUUUUUAUUAUUCCUAAACCAGUUUUGUUGUGUUUGUGGGGAUUGUAGUGACCAAUAAUUAGAAUGAUGAUUGAUAAUUUAAUAGCUGCCAAUAACACAACACAUUUUUUUCAUUUCUAAAUGUAAUCAAGCCCUUAAUGUAACAGAUGGUGAAUAACAUAAGUUAUUGUUCUAAUAUUUUAGAACAAUAAAAUGUUCUAAAAUUUUCUUCGUUUAUUGAAUUGUAGGAAAUUCUUUUAAAAAUAUACUAAUAAUACGUAUAAUAUGUGCAUAAAAGGGCUGCAUUUCUUAUGAUUUUUUUUUUUACUCCUCAGAUGUAUUAGUUGGCAUAAUAGUCACAUUCAUUUUUCAAGUAUGCACAAUAUGCAGCACUCUUACCUAAUUAAGGUCAUGAGAUUCUAUUUGAAGAUUAUCUAUCUUUAUGCAGGAUAUUAUUUGCUUAGAUAUAUAGAUUUAUACAUUAAUGUAUGUAGGAAUAUUAAAUUAUUUACUGUGAAAUAUAUUUAGCUCUCUUUUUGGAAUGCACUAAAUCUCAAGAAAUUAAAACUAUGUGAACUGUGUAAACCUAAUUUACACAGUUCUUCCAUUUUCUAAUAAGGACAACUAAUCCUUUAGUUUCUUAAUGUAACUAAUAAUAUUGUUGACAAAACAUUAUCUUUUGGCUUUUUUACAUUUUGAAAACAUUACAUCAUUUGCUCAUCUUGAGGAACGUUUUAUGGUAAGACGGGACAAAGACUGAGCUGCUUCACCACAAUCACAAAAGGCAUGAAUUGAAUUUCAAAUGUUUGUGCUUCAACAGGACAUUGAUCCUAAACUUAAAUCAGAGUUGAUUUUGAAAUGUAUAAACCAGAGUAACAUUUAAACUAUUUGCACCCCUAUCAUGUUUUUGUAAGAUUUAUGGAAGUAAUUAUCAUAAAAUCGUCCCACGACCAAAAUAAUGUUUUCAAUGAAUCAUUGACAAAAUAAAACUUUCAUGCUCAUGAUGAGUGUAUGUAAACUUCAGCACUGUAUUAGUUUCCUAGAUGUCAUUACUAGCGAAGCCAAAAGAAAACAUGUUGUUUGUGUUCCUGGUAUUUGGCCUAAUUAUUUUGACUGAUUGCUAAAGGAGAAGGAAGCGGCGCGUUUGCAUGUCUUUGUUCGCAGGAUCUUUCGGAAGAAGCCAGCUAAGGUGAGGUGAGAGUUUGCAGAGGUGUUUGCUCCUGCAGCGUUCAAAGCCUGCAGGCUUUUCAUGGAGCGUGGAAACAUUCUCACAGUAAAUGCAGGAAUGCAGGGCUGUGUGUGACACUGAGCAUAGAAAUAUAGGGCUGCUGAGAACUUUAUUUUGUAAAGAGUCUUUAUUAAGGAAUAAUAUAGUAUUGAUACAUGGGAAUCUAUAUAAUGGAGGAAAAGUUGUAUAUUUUUUAUAUAUAUGUAGCACCUGAAUAAAUUUUGCUGUAAUACUGGUGUGGAUUGAUGUCGAUCAUAUACCAAUAUUUCAGUGGAUGGAUGAGAUACAAACGGAAGCAUCUGCAGAGAGAACGCGUGCACCUAAUACUGUAAUGCAUGACAAGUUAAUGUUUACAUUAUAUAAUCUGUGUUGAAAAAUCUUGCAUUCUGAUGAGCAAGCUUGCCGAAAAGCAGGAUAUGAAACCGAAGGGAGUUUUCUUUUUUUGUGUUCUGCUCAUUUUUGCCUUUUGUUCUCACUACUCUGAGCUGUCCUUAAGUUGAUUUCCAGUGUCAUACUAGCUAUGACCUCCCUUUUGCGCUUUGUCAUGCCAUUUGCUUAGACGACAAAUGAGAUUGUUGUUAUUUUGAGGGACAUCUUUAUUAAUGCGAGAGAUGGACUGAGGCAAGCCUAGAAAGUUUUAUUUUGCAGUCAUAUUUCAGUAUGCCGCACGUUGUCGCCACUUUCAUUGGGGGUCAUGAAAUAGUCAAGAGCAUUAGGCACUGUGUAUACAUUCCUAUGGGAAGUAGCUCAGUUCUGCCACAUUCACUGUAACUAGACGUAGACUGUUAAUCAGCACAUCUGCACAGCAACAAGCACAGGAUGCUUCUGACUCACACUUAAACAUUUUCUCAUAUCUCAGCUUCAAAGUAACAUGACUAUCUUCUGUGUAAAUAUGUAAAACACCAAGCAGUAUAACAGAGUGUCAAUGUCUUUUAUUUAGACAAGAUAUCUAUUUCCAAUGUAGCCACUGUGACUAGACCAAAGCAACGUAACAUUUCUGUUUGUUUUUUGGGGUCUUUUUUUUUUUUGUUUUUACAUUUUGGUGGCAUUUUUCAUCCUUUUGUGAGCUUUUUUUUUUUUUUUUUUUAUUUUUACUUUCUGUGUUGUCAUUAAUUCAAUAAAGUAUGUAGCUGUUUGUGUAUA
This is a messenger RNA of Gambusia affinis (western mosquitofish), 6860 nucleotides long. It is a transcript of the gene lzts2a, whose product is annotated as leucine zipper, putative tumor suppressor 2a. Gene Ontology annotation, biological process: cell division; negative regulation of canonical Wnt signaling pathway. The record is from RefSeq and is a predicted model, not a curated record. The coding region runs from base 489 to 2825 and encodes 778 amino acids. NCBI's taxonomy places the organism in Eukaryota, Metazoa, Chordata, Actinopteri, Cyprinodontiformes, Poeciliidae. The transcript has 9 exons.